Terrapene triunguis (Three-toed box turtle) is the source of this 1322-nucleotide messenger RNA. It is a transcript of the gene TRIM46, whose product is annotated as tripartite motif containing 46. Bases 6 to 1301 code for a protein of 431 amino acids. The transcript has 8 exons. NCBI's taxonomy places the organism in Eukaryota, Metazoa, Chordata, Testudines, Emydidae. Gene Ontology annotation, molecular function: zinc ion binding. The record is from RefSeq and is a predicted model, not a curated record.
GAGCCAUGGCGGAUGGCGAGGAGCUGCAGAGCUUCACCUCCAUCAUGGAUGCGCUCGUCCGGAUCAGUACCAGCAUGAAGAACAUGGAGCGGGAGCUGAUCUGCCCUGUCUGCAAGGAGAUGUACAAGCAGCCGCUGGCCCUGCCCUGCAUGCACAACGUCUGCCACGUCUGUGCCAGUGAGAUCCUCGUGCAGCAUGGCUACAUCUGCUGCGACCCCAGUUCGGAGCCCACCUCGCCUGCCUCCACACCGGCCACCCGCAGCCCCCGCAUGGGCCGCAGGGUCAUCCCCAAACCCGACCGCCUGGAUCGGCUCCUCAAGUCAGGGUUUGGCACCUACCCGGGCCGGAAGCGGGGGGCCGUGCACCCCCAGACCGUCAUCUUCCCGUGCCCGGCCUGCCAGCGGGACGUGGACCUGGGUGAGCGGGGCCUGGGCAACCUGUUCCGGAACCUGACGCUGGAGCGGAUCGUGGAGCGGUACCGCCAGACCAUCAACAUCAGCACCGCCAUCAUGUGCCAGUUCUGCAAACCCCCCCAGCUGGAGGCCACCAAGGGCUGCACCGAGUGCAAGUCGAGCUUCUGCAAUGAAUGCUUCAAACUCUACCACCCCUGGGGCACCCAGAAGGCCCAGCACGAGCCCACGCCGCCCACCCUCACCUUCCGGCCCAAGGGUCUGAUGUGUCCGGAGCACAAGGAGGAGGUGACUCACUACUGCAAGACCUGCCAGCGGCUGGUGUGCCAGCUGUGCCGCGUACGCCGCGCUCACGCCAGCCACAAGGUCACGCCUGUGCUCAGCGCCUACCAGGCACUGCGGGAGAAGCUGACGAAGAGCCUCGCCUACAUCCUGAGCAGCCAGGACACGGUGCAGUUGCAGAUUGCGGAGCUGGAGGAGACGGUGAAGCACACCGAGGUGAAUGGGUCCCAGGCCAAGGAGGAGGUUUCCCAGCUGAUACGGGGCCUGUGCACGGUGCUGGAGGAGAAGCAGACGGCCCUGCUGCAGGCCAUCCAGGAGUCCCAGCAGGAGCGGCUGGCCAGCCUGCACCACCAGAUCCAGGAGCACCGGGCCAUGCUGGAGAACUCGGGCAUGGUGGGCUACGCCCAGGAGGUGCUGAAGGAGACUGACCACCCCUGCUUUGUCCAGGCAGCCAAGCAGCUACACAGCAGGAUCGUCAGGGCCACAGACUCGCUGCAGACCUUCCGGCCCACCGCCACUUCGUCCUUCAGCCGCUUCCAGCUGGACCUCAGCAGAGAGAUGAAGCUGCUCACGGACCUGUCCUUUAUCAAAGGCUAUGGCCGCUGCUGAGUCGUCACUGAAGUACCCGAG